UAGGCUUGUUUUGUUUUCAACUUGGAAGUAGAACUAGGGCGGGGUCCCAUCCAUGGCCUCAACCCACCUUGCCGCCUGCCUCACCAUUUCCCUUCUUCUUCUCCAAUCUCUGCAUAUCUCUUCAUAUUCUUCUUCUUCUUCAUCAAUCCUCAAGCUUUCGAAACCCUAACAAUUUAAAAAUAAAAAAUAAAAAAUCCCAUAUUCAUGCAUGGAGGAGUCCUCUGCAUCAUCGCCAUCCAUUGCUGUACCACCACAAUGAUACGAACCUCAACAGCCACAACAACAUCAACAUCAAGAGCCACUCUCAUCACCAAGCUCACAGGUCAGUCCUCUCUCAAAUCACUAUCUUCAAUCGCUCCACUCACCGAACCACCUCCACCCUCCGACCACCACCACCACCCCUCGCCGCCGCCACUCGAUCUCACCGCCACCCAACUCUUCUCUCUCCUCUCUCUCCCUAAUUGGCAGAAACACCCUUCAUUCAAGAAGCUAAUCCCCUCCAUAUCCCCAUCCCAUCUCACCUCUCUCUUUUCCAACAAUCCAAAUCUCAACCCCAACACUGCCCUUGCUCUGUUCAAUUUUCUCUCCCUAAGGCCCACCUUCAAACCCAAUGUCCAGUCCUAUUCCUCUCUACUCUCCAUUCUCAUACGCAAUCGGUUCCUGGGCAUCGCGGAAAAGAUCCGUGUUUCGAUGGUCAAAUCGUGUGAAUCGGUUGAAGAUGCACAAUUCGUGUUGAAUGUGUUGAGAAAGAUGAAUAAAAACAAUGAUGGUGACGGUGAACUUCAAUUUAAGCUCACUCUUAGAUGUUAUAAUAUGCUAUUGAUGUCAUUAGCGAGGUUUCUCAUGAUUGAUGAAAUGAAGAGUGUUUAUGUAGAGAUUUUGGAUGAUAAGAUUUCGCCCAAUAUAUAUACUUUUAAUACUAUGAUUAAUGUGUAUUGUAAAUUGGGGAAUGUGGCUGAGGCGAGGUUGUAUUUAAGUAAAAUUUUGCAAGCCGGAUUGAACCCGGAUGUGCAUACAUACACAUCGCUGAUAUUAGGCAAUUGUAGGAGAAAGGAUGUAGAUAGUGCUUAUACGGUGUUCAAGGUUAUGCCGCAGAAGGGUUGUCGAAGAAAUGAGGUUUCUUAUACCAAUCUCAUUCAUGGGUUUUGUGAAGCUGAGAGAAUUGAUGAAGCUCUCAAGUUGUUUUCCCAUAUGGGGGAUGAUGAUUGUCAUCCGACUGUCCGGACAUAUACUGUUUUGAUACAUGCAUUGUGCGGAUUGGGUAGGAAAAUGGAAGCAUUGAAUCUUUUUAAAGAGAUGAUGGAGAAAGGUUGCGAGCCAAAUGUUCAUACUUACACUGUUCUCAUUGAUAGCAUGUGUAAUGACAAGAAGCUUGACGAAGCCAGGAAAAUGUUGAAUGUGAUGUCAGAGAAAGGGUUGGUUCCAAGUGUUGUGACGUACAAUGCUUUGAUUGAUGGGUACUGUAAGCAGGGAAUGAUUGAUGCUGCAUUUGAAGUAUUUGAUGUGAUGGAGUUGAAUAAUUGCAGUCCCGACGUUCGCACAUACAAUGAGUUGAUUUGUGGGUUUUGUAAGGAUAGAAAGGUUCACAGGGCAAUGGCACUGCUUAGUAAGAUGGUUGGUCGGAAGCUGUCACCGAGCCUGAUUACUUAUAAUCUGUUAAUCCAUGGACAGUGUAAAGAGGGUAAUCUAGAUAGUGCUUUCAGGUUGCUUAAUUUGAUGAAUGAGAAUGGUGUGGUACCCAACCAGCGGACUUAUAGUGCUCUUAUAGAUACUUUAUGUAAACAUGGGAGGGUGGAAGAAGCUCAUUGCCUACUUGAUUCUCUCAAGGAAAAAGGCAUAAGGCCAAAUGAAGUGAUAUAUACUGCUUUAAUCGAUGGGUAUUGCAAAGCAGAGAAAAUUGAUUUUGCGUCCAGUUUGUUGGAGAGGAUGCUUACAGAAAAUUGUUUUCCAAACUCUUGGACUUUCAAUGUGUUGAUAGAUGGAUUGUGCAAAGGGAAUAAACUGCAUGAAGCCUCACAACUACUGGAAAGGAUGGUGAUUGGAGGUGUGAAGCCCACAGUUGUUAGUUAUACGAUACUCAUUGAGCAAAUGUUGAAAGAAUAUGCCUUUGAUGAUGCCGACAAAGUUUUUGACCAAAUGGUCUCCUUAGGAUAUAAGCCUGAUGUUUGCACUUACACUCCAUUUAUUCUUGCAUAUUGCAAGCAAGGGAAGUUGAAAGAAGCAGAAGAUGUGAUGGCUAACAUGAAGGAGAAAGGUGUUCUGCCUGAUUUGAUGACUUAUACAGUAUUAAUUGAUGGGUAUGCGCGAGCAGGAUUGAUACAUCGUGCUUUUGAUAUUUUCAAAUGUAUGUUUGAUGCCGGAUGUGAACCUUCUCAUUAUACCUAUUCUGUUCUAAUCAAACAUCUAUCUAGCGGGAAGUUGUUGAAAGAAAGUAAAAAUAGAAUAGCACAAGAAUUGAAUCCAAAUGUCACCACCAUCAAUAUUGCUGAUGUAUGGAAAAUAAUGGAAUUUGAUACUGCUUUGGAGCUGUUUGAGAGUAUGAUUGAACAUGGUUGCACACCUAAUGUUAACACUUACAGUGCACUCACUACAGGUCUUUGCGGAGAGGGGCGCUUUGAAGAAGCCUCAAGGUUGGUGGAUCAUAUGAAGAAAAGAGGAAUAUCUCCCAGUGAAGACGUUUAUAACUCUCUUGUUAACUGCUACUGCAAAUUGGGAAUGUACAGGGAAGCAUUGAGGAUGGUAGAUACUAUGGUUGGAUGGGGUUUUUUACCACAUCUAGAGUCCUACAAGCUUCUUGUUUGUGGGUUAUAUGAUGAAGGAAAUAUCGAAAAGGCAAAAGCAGUUUUCUGUAGUUUGCUUCAUCAAGGAUACAAUCAUGACGAAGUGGCUUGGAACGUUCUGAUUGAUGGCUUACUUAGGAGGGGUCUUGUUGAUAUAUGCUCUGAACUGGUAGACAUCAUGGAGGAAAAGGGGUGCCAACUUAAUCCUCACACACAUUCAAUGUUGACUGAGGGACUUCUUUUUGAUACAACAGAAGGACAUAAAAGUUAAUAUUUAUUUUAUUUUAUUUUUUUGUAUUUCAGUGAGAUUCUUUAAAAUGUGUUGCAAGAGCUCUAUCUGGUUGGUCUCAGAUAUGAUUGGGUCAAGAGUUCUCUUUUCAGAAGGGACUUCUGGAUAUAAAAAGAUGGGAAGACAUGAAUUUUCCAAUUUUCUUGAGAUUUUUUACAUUUUGGCCAAGAGUUCUCUUUGGUUGGCCUCCCACAUAAAUUGGUGGAGGCUAAAAGUAUACAGAUGCGGAACCAAUUCUUUGGCACACAUACUCAAAAUUUCUUGAUUUAAUUGUUCUCAAUAAUCAAGCAGUUGUUAUAUGGGAAGCACUCCCAUAUAUCAUUUGGAUAUCCCAAAAUCUGAUUCUACUAGUAGCCCCACACAAUGUAAACAAAUGUCAAUGACAAGCAUGAGGCAAGUGACCGUUUACCAAAAGUUUCUAUUUUCUUCCUUAUCCUUUCUGUCUUGUCUUGUUUUCCUUCUUUUAGAUGAAUCAUUUUUGUGUUUUUCGCAAGCAAUACAGAAAGAAUGCUCUCUUUUUGGUGGUUACUGAUGGUACAUUUGCACAUACGAGAAGCUGACCUAGAUUGAAACUAAAAGAUAAAUGAGGUAAAGGAAUUUAUGGGAGAUGAAAGAAAGAGGAGCUUGGACUGAUAGCUGAUCAGAAAUUUACAUUUGUGUCCUGGGAAGAGGCAGUGAGGCAACAGCAGUGAGAUCUCCCCCUUGGAUUAGCAGCACAUAGAACAGCAAUAGAAGAGUGGACUAGAUCUCUACAUUUUUUUGGCAAAGGAAAAUAAUUCGACUUUGUGGUGUACAGAAAGACAUCUUCGCCUCCACAGAAGUCUGGCAUUGUGUUUGGUUGGUAUGUUGUUAGCGUCUCUCACAUUACUAUUGACAAACAACUGAUGCAAGCUAAUGUGGGGGUGUAUAUGGUAAUUGUAAAAGUUCAGUUGAGAGGAAGAAGAUGAAUGCAAAAGAGUUGCAAAAUAGUGCCGAGUGUAUACCCUUCUCAAAUGCAUUGUGUAUACAUGGUAUCACAAAUAUGUUACAUAAACAUAAGCUGUAUAUUUUCACAGCUAGAGACAUACAUUUUUAAGGUUACAUAUUGAAUGACAAUGCUUUUUUCUCAUCCUUGUUUGACAUUCUA
Molecule: messenger RNA, 4195 nt
Organism: Camellia sinensis
Lineage: Eukaryota; Viridiplantae; Streptophyta; Magnoliopsida; Ericales; Theaceae
Source: RefSeq, a predicted model, not a curated record